This is a messenger RNA of Mercenaria mercenaria, 1306 nucleotides long. RefSeq names its product endonuclease 8-like 3. Gene Ontology annotation, biological process: base-excision repair. The coding region runs from base 1 to 912 and encodes 303 amino acids. Gene Ontology annotation, molecular function: zinc ion binding; DNA N-glycosylase activity; DNA-(apurinic or apyrimidinic site) endonuclease activity. The record is from RefSeq and is a predicted model, not a curated record. Gene Ontology annotation, cellular component: nucleus. Lineage: Eukaryota; Metazoa; Mollusca; Bivalvia; Venerida; Veneridae. The transcript is spliced from 7 exons.
AUGAAUAAGAAAAAAUGGGACCAAAUAAUACGUUCAGUUUUAAAAGGUUUUCGGAUUAGAGGGGUUCGGAUUAGGGAGGUUCCACUGGUUAAGGAACAGCAACAUCGACUUGUCUGUGAUGUUUUGUUGGAUCAAUCCAUUUUACCAGGGGUGGGAAACAUUAUCAAAAAUGAGGCACUUUUUGAUAGUGGAAUAAAGCCCAGUUCAAAGGUUUCGGAGCUUGAUAAUGAGCAUGUGUCCCACCUUAUCAAGAUGACUCGUGAUUUUACCAAUAUUUUCUACCAGUGUCGGAGAGAUGGCAAACCCUUGCAUGUACAUUACAAAAUCUACAGUAAGAGAAAAUGUAAACAAAAAUUGCCGAUGAAGGGCAGUCUUCUUGGAUGGGUUAAAACUGGGAAUGAUGACUCAACAAUGACAACAGAACAAACAGAAUGGUCAUGUGACAUCUGUACUUUUAUUAAUAAAGCUUCGUCUACAACGUGUAACAUUUGCCUCAAUCCGAGAUUAAAGUCGUCUACAUUGUCAGCUACUGGUCUACAGGAUUCAGACGACUGUGUAAUUCUAGAUGAAAAUGAAGUUAUACAGCCAGUAAAGAAUAGAAAAAGAUUGUUAUCUGGAAAUGUUGAUUUCAUAACUGAAAGGCUACUGCAAAAUGGUCAGCUACUAGUAUAUCAGACUAUAAAAAAGCAUUCACAGAAACAAAAUUUGUUUUCCUAUUCAUUAAACUAUAAAACUUGUGUUUUGUUGCAGUGGGCAGAUGAGAAGUUCCCGCUGUGUCCUGAUCAUGGAAAGCCAUGUACUAUACGCACUGUGUUGAAGAUAGGACCAAACAAUGGCAGGAAAUUCUUCGCUUGCAAAAUGCCAAAGAAUAAACAAUGCAAGUUUUUUGAGUGGGCAGAAGGUUAUGAUUAAAUAGUGACAGAUUUUAUGAUGGCAUAUGAUAAAUGUCUGCACACUGCAAAGUUUUUAAAUGAGCAGAUGGUUAUAAUUGAACAGUGUAAGUUUUGUAUUGAAGAAGCAAGUGAUUGCAACUUAACAGUGGUAACUUUUUGAGUGAGCAUAUUACUCUCACUUCUUUGAAGUGCUUGCAGCCUUUGCUUUUUACAGCAUAAACAAUAGCAUUGUACAUGAUAGAACUGUGUAUUUACAUUGGACUAGUCUUCCAUGUUGUACUUAUGAAAAUAUUUAGUUUUUGUAAGUUUUAGAUAAAUUCUUAUUGUAGAAUUUUGUUGUUUUCAUAUGUAUUAUAGAGGUAGACCCUCAAGUUUUCAGUGGUAGAAAUACAUUAAAUAAAGUCUAGAAAUUG